AUGUCCUCUACCCAAGAUGCCACCACCAAGAUCUCCAUUGACAAGUUCGACGGCGACAACUACGCGACGUGGAGCCGCUACAUGCGUGGCGUGUUCCUGACUAAGUCGGCGUGGCACGUGGUGAACCGGGAGACGUCGCCGACCUACGCGGACGAUCGCGCCAUGGACGACUACGUCAAGGCUAACAACAUCGCUUUCGGACUGAUGUUGCUGCACAUGGACGCAGACUACCAUCACAUCGUCGAUGACUGUGAAGAGGCGUGGGUCGCGUGGGCGCGUUUGAAGACGCUGUACGGCGGGUCGCAGAAGGCUGGACGCAUCUACUUGAAGCGCCAGCCCAUCGGCGCGAAGCUCAGCAGCAUCGGCGCCAAGAUGGAGGACGAGGACGUGGCGAUCUGCUUGUUGCGCAGCCUCCCCAAGAGCUACGAGAACGUCGUUCUCAACUUGGAGAUGAGCAGCGCGGAACUGCGGACGCAAGACGUCGUGAAAGUGCUGACGAAUGAGCACAUCAAGAGGCAAGGUGACAAGACGACAUCGGUGAAGACUGAAGACGCGGAGAAGGCGUUCAGUGCCGAGCGUGAACCUCGCCAGUGUGCAUACUGCGGAAAAUUGGGGCACACGGCGGAGCGGUGCUGGACCAAGCAGAAGGACGAAAAUCAAGGUGGAGCUCGACGCGGCGGCAACAAUGCUCGUGGACGCGGAGCCAACAACGUUCAGUGGCGAACCAACAGUAACUACGACGACAACUACGAUCGAGUUGCGUUCGCGGUUUCGUUGGAGGCUGGAUUUUCAACGGGCAAGAAUAUGCCAGGGAUGUGGGCAGUCGACAGCGGUGCGACGCAUCACAUCUGCAACGACAAGGCCAAGUUUGCAAGCCUGAAUGAGCGAGAUGAAGGCGAACUAUCGGUGGCUGAUGGCAGCAAAGGCUGCGAUCAAGGGAUGUGGGAACCAUCAUGGAACGGGUAG
Molecule: messenger RNA, 966 nt
Organism: Peronospora matthiolae
Lineage: Eukaryota; Oomycota; Peronosporomycetes; Peronosporales; Peronosporaceae
Source: the annotation of a GenBank genome assembly